This is a messenger RNA of Rotaria sordida, 435 nucleotides long. NCBI's taxonomy places the organism in Eukaryota, Metazoa, Rotifera, Eurotatoria, Philodinida, Philodinidae. The record is from the annotation of a GenBank genome assembly.
AUGAAAUUUGCAUUAGUUAUUGCUAUAAAAACAGGUGAAAUAAGUUUUCGUAUAGAAAACAAUCAAAUUAGUCUUGGUUAUGAUAUAAGAAAAACAUUACAAAUCAAUUCCUUUGUCAAUUUUAACAAGAGUUUAAAAAAACUCGAACUGAUCAAUGAAAAUGAAUUCGAUCAUACCGUGCAUAUUAUAACUAAUGAAAUGCUAAUCGAAUUAAAUAAUUUCAAAUUAAAAUCAACUGAAAAAGGUGAUAGUACAUUACAAAUGAAUUCAUCAACACAAGUUGUUGUUGAACAAAAAGAUAUCGAUGGUGAACAAGAAGAUAGUGGUGUUGAUGCAUUCGAUAUCUUGGCAGAAGUCAUUCAAGAAAACAAACCAAGAAUCAUGUCUGAACAAGAACCAGAAGUUUUAAAAAUUACGGAUUACUUGAAAAAAUAA